Aspergillus homomorphus CBS 101889 is the source of this 1422-nucleotide messenger RNA. RefSeq names its product vitamin H transporter. Gene Ontology annotation, cellular component: membrane. The transcript is spliced from 7 exons. Gene Ontology annotation, biological process: transmembrane transport. The record is from RefSeq and is a predicted model, not a curated record. NCBI's taxonomy places the organism in Eukaryota, Fungi, Ascomycota, Eurotiomycetes, Eurotiales, Aspergillaceae. The coding region runs from base 1 to 1422 and encodes 473 amino acids. Gene Ontology annotation, molecular function: transmembrane transporter activity.
AUGGAGAAGCAAGACAUCGAACCCCGCGUGGUCGAAGCGGCAGCGCCCGAAUUCGAUCCCGCAUUGGAGAAGAAGUUGCUGCGAAAGCUGGACUGGCGAGUCAUCCCAGCACUAUGGUUUCUCUUUUUAGUCUCCUUCAUGGAUCGUUCCAAUAUUGCAAAUGCGAAGAUUGCGGGUAUGUCCAAGGAGCUGCACUUGGUGGGGAAUGAUUACAACCUCGCUGUCACCAUGUUCACGGUCGCAUACGUAAUUUUCGGAAUGCCUGCCAACUUGCUGGUCAAGAAAUUUGGGCCCAAGAUGUUGGUCCUCUACAUGUUUACCUGGGGUCUAUUUGUGAUGGGACAAGGUCUCACGAAGACCGCGACGGGGCUGAUUGCGUGUCGGUUCUUCAUGGGAAUGUGUGAGGCAGGCUUUGUUCCUGGCUGCGCAUACCUGAUCGGAAGUUACUACAAGCGGGAUGAGUUUCUUCGUCGCUACGCAAUUUUCUUUAGUGCAAACAUGGCAGCUGGAGCAUUCAAUGGGCUUUUCUCGAGUCUUUUGACGCACUUGAAGUUGGAUGGAUAUGCAGGAUGGAGAUGGCUCUUCUUGAUAGAGUCGAUCAUUACGAUGGGAGUCAGCAUUAUCUGCUACUGGAUCGUCGUUCCAUUUCCAGAGGACGCGACAUUUUUGACCCCCGAGGAGAAGGCGCUGUUGCUUGCGCGUCUGGAGGCCGAUGGGGGAAGCACCCGUGACGACCCUAUUUCACUCCCUCGAGUGAUAAAAAUGGCUCUGGACUGGAAGAUCUGGAUUUGUGUUCUGGCCUAUCUCGCGGCCGAAGAAAGCGCCAGCUCCUUGGUAUACUUUCAGCCCACUAUCCUCAAGGAUCUAGGAUGGACUAGUCGCUCAGCACAAGAACACAGCAUCCCUGUCUACGCAGUCUCUUUCGUCCUUACGCUUUCCAGUGCCUGGUUGAGUGACUAUCUCCGCCACCGAUAUCUCUUCACCUUGUUCGGCUCGAUUUUGGUUGUGAUUGGUUGGAGUGUGGAGCUUGCACAAGUGCCCUCCGCCGGUGUUCGAUACAUGGGCAUGUUUUUUGUCGCCUCUGGGGCAUUCAUCAUGAUGUCGAUCACUGUGGUAUGGCUGUGCAUCAACUUGGGGAAGGGAGUCAAGCGUAGCGUUGGUAUGGGUUUGCUUCCGGCCUUUGGCAACUGCGGGGCUUUCGUAUCAGGUAACGUCUUCAUUACCAGCCAGGCACCCAGAUACCCGACUGGUUUCGGGGUCGGCCUCGCAUUCGGGGUGGUGGCAGGGUUGGCCUGCACUGUGUAUUUUGUUGGCCUCCGGGCAGAGAAUCGCCGCCGUGCAAAUCAACCGCUGCAAGACUGGCAGUCGGAAAGCACGAAAGAUCUGGGUGAUGCUCAUCCCGACUUUCGCUUCCAGUUGUAG